Racocetra persica is the source of this 1327-nucleotide messenger RNA. Lineage: Eukaryota; Fungi; Glomeromycota; Glomeromycetes; Diversisporales; Gigasporaceae. The record is from the annotation of a GenBank genome assembly.
AUGUAUCCGCAAAACGUUGGUAUCCUAGCCGUAGAAAUAUAUUUUCCCAAAAGGUUUAUUGACCAAGCUGAACUCGAACAAUUUGAUGGUGUAUCCACUGGUAGAUAUACCAUCGGUUUGGGUCAGACAAGAAUGGGAUUCUGUGAUGACCGUGAAGAUGUCAAUUCCAUUGCACUAACUGCCGUGCAAAAUCUCAUCGAGAAGUACAAUGUCCCUUAUAAGGAUAUCGGUCGUCUUGAAGUUGGUACUGAGACUAUCAUUGAUAAGUCAAAGUCCGUAAAAAGUGUUUUAAUGCAACUCUUUGCUGAAUCUGGAAACACCGAUGUCGAAGGAAUUGACAAUAAAAAUGCUUGUUAUGGAGGUACGAAUGCUCUUUUCAAUGCCCUGAACUGGGUGGAAUCAUCUUCGUGGGAUGGUCGUUAUGCACUUGUUGUUGCUGCAGAUAUCGCAGUCUAUGCUUCAGGGCCAGCACGCCCUACAGGUGGUGCUGGAUGUGUUGCUAUGCUUAUUGGUAAAGAUGCACCAAUUGUUUUUGAUCGCGGUCUUCGUGCAACUCAUAUGAUACACACUUGGGAUUUCUAUAAACCUGAUUUAUCUUCUGAAUUCCCGGUGGUUGAUGGACAUCUCAGUAAUGCUUGUUACCUGAAAUCUUUGGAUGUGUGUUACAAUCGCUAUGUCGAAAAACUAAUUGCCAAAGAACAAAUAGAAAGACCUACCAUAAACUACUUUGAUCAUAUGCUUUUUCACGCGCCUUACUGCAAACUUGUGCAGAAGUCUUAUGCUAGGCUGUUCUAUAAUGACUUUGUUCACAAUUCCGAAGACCCUUGUUUUAGUAAUGUUCAACAAUUCAAGAAUAUGAAUGCUGAAGAGUCUUUACAGUCAAAAGAACUUGAAAAAGCAUUCAUGGAAGUUUCUAAAACUUCGUAUACAAAGAAAGUUUUGCCCAAUUUAAUGGCUGCUACCCAAAUAGGGAAUAUGUACUGCGCCUCUAUAUAUUCAUGUCUUGCAACUUUGUUGUCAAACGUUGCACCUGAAGAAUUGUUAGGAAAACGCGUCGGCAUGUUUUCAUACGGAUCAGGUCUUGCGUCAUCAUUUUUCUCCUUUCAAAUUGUGAAAUCCGUCGAUCAAAUCCAUAAAGUAUUGGAUAUAAAAAACCGUCUUGAUUCACGUGUAAAAUCAUCGCCAGAAGAGUUUAAUGAAGUGAUGCGAUUGCGAGAGGAAACUCACAAUAAAAAUGAUUUUGAUGUUGUGGGUGAUGGAAGUUCAGUCGAAGAAGCGUUCUUUGAGGGAACUUAUUAUUUGGAAAAAAUCGAUGCAAAGUGGAGAC